AUGGGGAAUUUGAAGAAUCGCUACUUGAAUGGCGAAGAAGUCGACGAAGAGAGGGAUCUGGGAAUCGGAGAAACUGGAGAAACUGGGGAAACGAAGGGAAGAGAGCGGAGGAAGGGAAAGAAGCGGGAGAGGGAAGCGGUGGAGAAGGGGAAAAAGGGGAAACGGAGGGUGAAAAUGGAGGAAUUGGUGCAGAACGAAGCGAUGGAAGUCAGCGAAGAAGAAGAAAACGAAGAAAGCGAAGAAAACGGCGAGGCGUCGGAGGGAACCGAAGCGUCGGAAGCCACGGAGGACGCGAGCGAAGAAAGCGCGGGGAACGAAGAAAAGCGAGGAAAGGGAGCGAUGGAUCCGAUGGAUUCGAUGGACUCGCACAAGUCCAAAAAGCUUCGAAAGGGAAACGAAAUGAAUGAAUCCAGUGAAUCUAGUGAAUCCAGUGAUUCAAGCGAUUCAAGUGAUUCAAGCGAUUCGCAGAACACUAACGAAAUGAACGAGGAAUCACGUGUUUGUAACAAUCACGCUCUAAAAUCACCUUCGGUUGCUCUUCAUUCCCGCCUUCUUUCGUCCCUUCUCGCUCGGCUUUCGCUUCCACGCGCGCUUCGCGUUCCGCUUCUUCUUCUCGAAGUCGCUCACCGCCGCGGUUCGCAAAUUUCUCCACUCCUUCUGCACGUCCUCCAUCGUUCGCUACGUCGCAAUCCCUCGCCUCCCCUUGCUAGUGCGACAACUCGCAGAUCCAUGAACAUUAUUCGCGCAUUCGCUGAUAAGCCAUUUGCCUAUCAGGAUAUUUUUGAAAACGCGAAGCCUGAUACAACCAAAUACCGAAAGAUCACCGGCGACUAUGUUUCCACCAUGAACGUGGAUGGUAAAAAGAUUCUGAAGGUCGCCCCCGAGGGAUUGACUCUUUUGGCAGAAACCUGCAUGAAGGAGGUGUCCCACUACCUCCGUGCAUCGCACUUGGAGAAGCUGGCUCAGAUCCUGGAGGAUCCUGAGGCUUCUGACAAUGACAAGUAUGUGGCGAUGAACUUUUUGCGCAACGCGCAAAUCGCAGCGGAGCUGGAGCUUCCGUCGUGCCAGGACACGGGUACUGCGAUCAUCAUGGGUAAGAAGGGUCAGUACGUGUGGACGGACGAGCACGACGGGGAGUCUCUUUCACGCGGCGUGUACAACGCGUACACGAAGCUGAACCUCCGGUACAGCCAGAACGCUCCUCUGUCGAUGUACGAGGAGGUGAACACGAAGACGAACCUGCCUGCGCAGAUCGAUCUGUACGCGAUUCCCGGGAACGAGUACAAGUUCAUGUUCAUGGCGAAGGGCGGCGGCUCUGCGAACAAGUCGUACCUGUUCCAGGAGACGAAGGCGCUGCUGACUCCAGAGCGUCUGAUGCCGUUCAUCGAGGCGAAGAUCAAGAGUCUGGGUACGGCGGCGUGUCCUCCGUACCACUUGGCGGUGGUGAUCGGCGGCACGUCGGCGGAGACCUGUCUGAAGACGGUGAAGCUGGCCUCGGCGAAGUACCUGGACAACCUGCACACGAGCGGGAACGAGCUGGGCCGCGCGUUCCGCGACCUGGAGAUGGAGCGGACGAUCCUGGAGAUGACGCGGAAGAUGGGCAUCGGCGCGCAGUUCGGAGGGAAGUACUUCUGCCACGACGUGCGCGUGAUCCGAAUGCCGCGCCACGGCGCCUCGUGUCCCGUGGGAAUCGGCGUGUCGUGCUCGGCGGACCGGCAGUGCUGGGCGAAGAUCACGGAGGAGGGACUGUUCGUGGAGCAGCUGGAGCACAACCCGAGCCGCUUCCUUGAGAAGUACAAGCAGAGCCAGACGGACAGCGCGGUGAAGAUCGAUCUGAACCGCCCGAUGAGCGAGAUCCUGAAGACGAUGAGCCAGUACCCGGUCAAGACGCGCUUCUCCCUGAGCGGCCCCAUCAUCGUGGGCCGCGACAUCGCGCACGCCAAGAUCAUGGAGCGCCUCAACCGCGGCGAGGAGAUGCCCCAGUACAUGAAGGACCACAUCAUCUACUACGCCGGACCCGCCAAGACGCCCAAGGGCAUGGCCUCCGGAUCCUUCGGACCCACCACCGCCGGACGCAUGGACCCCUACGUGGGCCCCUUCAUGGCCAAGGGCGGCUCCAUGAUCUCCCUCGCCAAGGGAAACCGAUCCCAGCAAGUCACCGACGCCUGCAAGAAGUACGGAGGAUUCUACCUCGGAUCCAUCGGCGGACCCGCAGCCGUCCUCGCCAAGGAAAACAUCAAGAAGGUCGAGUGCCUCGAAUACCCAGAACUCGGAAUGGAAGCCAUCUGGAAGAUCGACGUCGUCGACUUCCCCGCGUUCCUGCUCGUCGACGACAAGGGAAACAACUUCUUCGAUGGACUCCUCUAAGACGGAAAGAGAACGACGACGAGGAGGAGGAGGAGGAGAGAGAGUGCGCUCAGAGUAGUGUGUGCUGUGAUGU
Molecule: messenger RNA, 2440 nt
Organism: Blastocystis hominis
Lineage: Eukaryota; Bigyra; Opalinata; Blastocystidae
Exons: 6
Coding region: 1-2367 (788 amino acids)
Molecular function (GO): hydro-lyase activity
Source: RefSeq, a predicted model, not a curated record